Messenger RNA from Perkinsus marinus ATCC 50983, 897 nucleotides. RefSeq lists its product as hypothetical. NCBI's taxonomy places the organism in Eukaryota, Perkinsozoa, Perkinsida, Perkinsidae. The record is from RefSeq and is a predicted model, not a curated record. The transcript has a single exon. Bases 1 to 897 code for a protein of 298 amino acids.
AUGAGUCGUGAGUUGAAGGUAUGUGGUGAUCCCGAAGUCGAGUUGUACAAUGACGUAGCUACUUUAGCUAAGGAUGUUAAAGCAAUGCUUCCAUUAUGGAGGGAUCUCAUGAUUGCUGUCCAUCCCGCUGCAGGUUACUCGUAUCCUACCUUGUCUUGGCUCACCGAACAAUUUCGUGGAGCUACGAGAGGUUUGUUCGUUGUCAACCCGGUUAAGUCCAUAGAAGAUACUGUUACUGUGACAGCUGCCGUUUUUGUUAUGAACACGGCUGAGACUGCUCGUGAGGUGCACCAAUGGUUCAACGACGAUGUGAAGGGAGAGCGUUCCGUUAUUGUGAGCAGCUUUCCUGCAAGCAGCACCAAACCAUUGUCUCCAGUUACAGACAGACGGAGCAGGCAUACUGUGUCACUUCCCCGUGUUGAAAGCUUCUCUCCAAGCUGUGAUUCUAUCACUACUGCUGACACCCAUGAUUCCGAUUAUGCUCCACUCGAGCAGUUGGUCCAGAUCGACAAAGUUUUCCCUCUGCAAAAUGGGAGGACCGGUGUAUGUGGCAGCAUGACCUUGACGGAUGUGAAGUCCCUCCUACCUCAAGAUGAAGAGGAUUGCAGGGGUCGAGUUCUCUUGGUCAAGCGCUGCCAUAAGCUUGGUUUAUCAUCGAGCGUCUUGCUCAAGGAUUAUUUCGAUAAACUAGUCGAUAAAAAAGAUGCGGUCACUAUGGUGCUCAUGCUGCCUUUAAAGUCUCGUUAUAACGCCAGAAGUUCCAGACCGUUACCGCCGAAGACAGGUUUUGUCGUCUUCUCGGACCCCGCCGAUGCAUUGAUUGCUCGUGCCUAUGGAAGUCUCCAGCAUGUUUUACGAGAUGUCGAAAUCAAGGUCGAGACUUAUGAUCGUGUAUGA